Morone saxatilis (striped sea-bass) is the source of this 4611-nucleotide messenger RNA. RefSeq names its product zinc finger and BTB domain containing 16b (gene zbtb16b). Gene Ontology annotation, molecular function: RNA polymerase II cis-regulatory region sequence-specific DNA binding; protein binding; DNA-binding transcription factor activity, RNA polymerase II-specific. Gene Ontology annotation, biological process: regulation of transcription by RNA polymerase II. The coding region runs from base 1 to 2220 and encodes 739 amino acids. NCBI's taxonomy places the organism in Eukaryota, Metazoa, Chordata, Actinopteri, Moronidae. The record is from RefSeq and is a predicted model, not a curated record. Gene Ontology annotation, cellular component: nucleus. The transcript is spliced from 8 exons.
AUGUGUAACCAUGAUGUUGCCUGGAUAAUCAGCGGAGGACGUUACGAGACAGAGACGGGCACUAAUGAUCUUCCACCCCCCCCAGACCUACAACCAGCUGAAGGCAAGCGAAGCAGGCAGGACAGCCACACCUCAUGCACGGCCUCAGCAAAGGUCCGAGUGGAUACGGGUCUGACAAACAUGGGUGUGCUCCAGCUCCACAAUCCCACUCACCCCAGCACGCUUCUGCAGCGGGCCAAUCAGAUGCGCCUGUCGGGCACCUUGUGUGAUGUCAUCAUCACGGUAGACGGCCAGGAGUUCCCGGCGCACCGCACCGUCCUGGCCUGCACCAGCAAAAUGUUCGAGAUCUUGUUCCACCGCAGCAGCCUGCGCUACGCCCUGGACUUCCUGUCCCCCAAGACCUUCCAGCAGAUCCUGGAGUACGCCUACACCGCCUCGCUCCAGGCCACAGCCGAGGACCUGGAUGACCUGCUGUACGCCGCGGAGAUCCUGGAGAUCGAGUACCUGGAGGAGCAGUGCCUGAAGGUGCUCGAGACCAUCCAGGCAGAGGAGAGCGAGGAGGUGGCGGCGAGGAAUCACAGCUCCGGAGACCACAGUGACCACAACCGGGCCAGGCACUGGAGGCACAUGUUGAUGUCCAAGAAGCAUUCCAUACAGGAUGGACCCAACCGCACCACUCCCACUGCUCUACACCACCUGGCGCUGUACCACAUGACAGAGAGGGGCUCUCCUGGUCCAGAGGCUGAGGCGGCUCCUGAACUGAGCCCCAAGCUGGACACGGAGGUCGACAUGGAGAGUUCCCAGCAGCCCCAGCACCGCAGUGCAGAGUUAUCCCAGGCCUCAUCCCUGGAUCCUGUCAGAAGUAUUAAAUCAGAGAAUAUGCAGGUGGAUGAUGCCAAUGGCUGUGAGGGCAGGUCCUCCAGCACCGGAGAGGGAAGCUGCAUGUCAGACCAGCCCAGAGACGAGGGCCCGGGGACGCCUCUGAGAGGCAGCGUGAUCACCAGCGCUCGAGAGCUGCACACAGGUCCCGAAGACGGAGGACAAGUGGUGGGCAACUCUCUUGACUGUUUCCCUGGGAUCGCUGAGAAACAUCUGGCCUCCAUAUACUCUGUGCCCUCCAACCACACAGGGGAGGGGAUGCUGCCAGUGUCCGUUUCAGUGGCCCCGUCAUUGGGCGUGCCGCUGGACCCGAGGGCCUACAGCGGCCUGCUGCACCAGGGCUUGCUGCACAGGGAGCUCCUGAGCAGGCUGGGCCAGUUUGCGGCAGGGAUGAGGCACGAGGGCCAGGCUCAAAGCCAGCAGUGUUGUGGCGAGUGUGGGCUUCAGCUGCACAGCAGGCAGGCCAUGGAGCAGCACAGGAGGCUGCAUAACGAGGAGAAGGGCCACGGCUGUGAAUACUGUGGCAAACACUUCCAGGACAGCAUGCGACUACGGAUGCACAUGCUGUCUCACACAGGGAUGUGCCGUAGGCGGGAAGCGUCUGCUGUAGAGAGAACACCCAGUCCUUCUGUGGCCUCUCAGGCAGACAGUCUGCUCACUGUUCAGAGACUGAUAACAGGGCACGCUCCUGCAGAGGCGCUGGUGUGUGAUCAGUGUGGAGCAACAUUCUCCUCAGAGGAUGCUCUGGAAGCCCACAGGCAAACACACACAGGGACUGACAUGGCGGUGUUCUGUCUGCUGUGUGCAAAGCGCUUCCAGACCCAGAAGGCCCUGCAGCAGCACAUGGAGGUCCAUGCAGGCAUGCACAGCUACAUCUGUAGCCACUGUGAGCGCCCCUUCCCCAGCCACACUACCCUCAAAAGACACUUGCGCUCGCACACGGGCGAUCACCCGUUUGAGUGUGAGUUCUGCGGGAGCUGUUUCAGAGACGACGGCACGCUGAGGGGCCAUAAACGCAUCCACACAGGAGAGAAGCCUUAUGAGUGCAACGGCUGUGGGAAGAGGUUCAGCCUAAAACACCAGCUAGAAACACACUACCGUGUACAUACAGGUGAGAAGCCAUUCGAGUGUAAGCUGUGUCACCAGCGGUCCAGAGACUACUCGGCUAUGAUCAAGCACCUGCGCACUCACAACGGAGCGUCUCCGUACCAGUGCACCAUCUGCCAGGACUUCUGCCCGAGCCUGGCCGCCAUGCAGAAGCACAUGAAGGGCCACAAACCGGAGGACGUGCCGGCGGACUGGAGGAUAGAAAAGACUUACCUGUACGUCUGUUACGUCUGAGCAGGACUUGGACCCCAUGCACAGUCUGACACAUGCGCACACGCACACACACACACACGUACACAGAGUCACUGUCGGGUGAAAACCUCGUAAACUCCAGUGUUGGUGAUUUUCAAAACUCCUUUUGAAUAAACUGAAAAAUGUAUUGUGGGAAGUGGUCAUUCUGGCAAGUGCAAGGUUUUUUCCUGACGAUAAAGACAUGCAAGCAUGAAUACAAAUCUGUGUACACACUACACUAGGGCUGCUACUAAUGAUUGGUUUCAUUAUCAGUGAGAUUAUUUUUUACUACUAAGUGAUAAAUCUGAAAAGUCUGGAAAUGUCAAAAAUAGACACAUUUUGGUGACAAGGUGACAUCUUCAAAUAACUAGUUUUGCCCGACCAACAGCCCAGUCCAAAGAGAUUCAGUUAAUAAUGAUAUAAAACAGAGAAAAACAGCAAAUUCUCACAUUUUGAGAAGCAGGAAACCCGAAAUAUGUAACGUUUUCCCCCCAAAAAUGACUUAAACGAUUGCUAAAAUCGUUGACAACUAGUUUCCUGACUUACUGUUUCAGCCCUAGUGCACACAGACAUACAGACACACAUUCUCCCUCCCUCGCACACACACAGUUUUGAUAAUAACUGUAUCUCUAAUGGAUCCACUGUGGUUAAAAUCAAUGCCACAAUGGCCGUGACUGCUGACCUGUAUGUGUAGCAGGAACUUUUUUUUGAUUGAUUGCUAAACCAUCAGGCAACCUGAGUCAUCUUCUAUGAUUGUGCAGUAGAUGUUGAAAAUAAUUCCACGAAAGCUUGAUUGGCUGAACUUUGCAACAUUUUCUCUCCUAAAAUCCUGUGACUUCUCAAGUUUUUUUUUUUUUUCCUGUUGUUGGAUUUUUAUUUUGGAGUUGUUUAUUUUCUGCAUGUUUUACUUGAAUGGCUGCCACGUUUUGACCUCAUAAGCUUGAUCUCUUUAAUUGCCUUGUCUUUCUUGCAGUGGGUGUUAUUGUUUCGAGGUAGCUGGCUUACAAUUUGAGUUUCUCUUGCAAUGUAAUAGGUUUUGCUAUUUAUAUGUUGUUUAUUUGUUACCAAAUAUGUGCUGGUUUUCAUCACACAGUCUGUCUCUUGGGAUGAUUUCUAGUAGAGCGAGCUCUACCUCUCCUCACUUUUCACUGUUUGUUUUAAACCUACUGCAAACUAUUCGUCCAUUUAGUUGUUUUAAUUUUCUAACAAAUACAUCAGAAUUUAAAUGGUCAAACAGUGUGUAAAAAAUGCGAACAGCCUCAACAUGGCUUUUACGUGUAGUUUUUUAUCACUAGCUAUAUAUAGAUGUCUUAUAAAAUCACAGAAUCAGAAUUUUCUAGGAGAAAAUUGAAGAAAACAUGAAAAGAAGUUGUUUUGUUUUUUUACAAAACCUGAAAAAGAAAAUUCUGACAUUGAAUCACUAUGAGCAGGUUAUUGUCAGUUAUAGUGUAGCUGUAAUGUACAAACUGUCAUGGUAUGUUAUUCCCUUAUGUGAGCCUAACACAGGCCUUAUAGAUUUAAACAUGUUGUAUUUUUGUAUUACAGUAAUUUGCUAUCUGUUUACAUUUGGUAUGAUUUGAGAAACAUCUUAAAUGUGUGUGUUUUAUAAGUCUCUGAUUUGAUUAAGAUCCCUCCCUUGUGCCUCUUUUAUAAGUAGAGCAUUGAUGUGCUUGAGUACAUGGGUCUGUGCUAUUGGUAGUUGUUUCUGGGUGUUUGUUUAUUGUUACUUAAUUAAAGAUAGACUGCCAUGUAGAUCCACUUUGUCUGAAAAUUGCAACUGGAAGCAACAUACUGUGAUAGUGGCUGAUACUCUGAGACAAGCGUGUACUUUUACAUUAAAAAUUGCUUGGAACUUGCAUCAAAUUGUUCCCUUCAAAAGUGACAAUGGACUGAGAUCUUUGGAAGACAACCGUGUGUAUAGCAAAUCUUGGCGUCUGUGGGCAUUACCAAUGCCUUCUUAAGUAGCCAACAACACUCAGUGCCAUGAAAACACACAUUCACUGUAUCUAUUCUACAUGAACAUGCACUAUAAAUGGAUUUCCUUGGUGGACCAAAAGAAAUAGAGCACUUUUGUUUGAAAAGGGUUUUUUCUUUGAUCUUUCUAUGUUGUGAUAAUGCAGAUGUCCUUUUAUUUGAUGUGUCCUAGAAGGAUGUGAUUAGCAUUGUUUAGAUUAUGUCAAUGUCUGUCUACCUCAGGGCCAGAUCAAAGCUCGACCUGGUAUCCAAUCAGGGUUGUUCUUCUUGCCAUGUGUGCAGUAAAAUCCCUCUUCAUUACAGCUUUGUAACACAGUGUGUGAAAGUGUUUUCUCAGUGUGGAUUCAGGCACAACUCUGUAUGCGUCAGUGUUCGGUGGCAUGGUUAAAAAAAGAAUAAAACAAGUUACUAUUUUAUGCA